Molecule: messenger RNA, 4559 nt
Organism: Protopterus annectens (West African lungfish)
Lineage: Eukaryota; Metazoa; Chordata; Ceratodontiformes; Protopteridae
Gene: OTUD7A
Product: OTU deubiquitinase 7A
Exons: 12
Coding region: 1-2670 (889 amino acids)
Biological process (GO): protein K48-linked deubiquitination; protein K11-linked deubiquitination; protein deubiquitination involved in ubiquitin-dependent protein catabolic process
Cellular component (GO): cytoplasm; nucleus
Molecular function (GO): K63-linked polyubiquitin modification-dependent protein binding; zinc ion binding; DNA binding
Source: RefSeq, a predicted model, not a curated record
AUGGACAUAGUUGGAAAGAACUGGGAUCUUACUGCUGCUCUCAGCGAUUAUGAACAACUGCGUCAGGUGCACACUGCUAACCUUCCUCAGGUGUUUAAUGAAGGACGAUAUUAUAAAGAGCAAGAAAAAGAAACUCCACCUCCAGUAAAGAAGAGUGAUCGAACAAAUCUUCAGAGACUGGAUGAUAGUGCCCAAGAAAAGCGCCUCUCAAGGGGAAUCUCUCAUGCCAGUUCAGCAAUUGUUUCUCUAGCAAGAUCUCAUGUGGCGAAUGAAUGUAACAACGAGCAGUUUCCACUGGAGAUGCCGAUUUAUACAUUCCAGUUACCGGACCUCAGUGUAUAUAGUGAAGAUUUUAAGAGCUUCAUUGAAAGGGACUUAAUUGAGCAAUCAACAAUGAUCGCAUUGGAGCAGGCAGGUCGUCUGAACUGGUGGUCUACAGUAUGUACAAGCUGUAAGCGACUGUUGCCAUUGGCUACAACAGGGGAUGGAAAUUGUCUCUUACACGCUGCUUCAUUAGGAAUGUGGGGUUUCCAUGACAGAGACCUUUUUCUACGUAAAGCUCUCUACAGUAUGAUGAAAAGUGGAUCUGAAAGGGAAGCACUCAAGCGAAGGUGGAGAUGGCAACAGACACAACAGAACAAAGAGUCUGGUCUGGUUUACACCGAAGAGGAGUGGGAACGAGAAUGGAACGAUCUGCUUAAACUGGCGUCGAGUCAGCCUCGAAGUCAGUUCAGCAAAAGUGGCGGGACCAGUGGUGGAGUGGACAAUUCUGAAGAUCCAGUGUAUGAGAGCUUAGAAGAAUUUCAUGUGUUUGUAUUGGCGCAUGUGUUACGAAGGCCCAUCGUGGUGGUAGCAGACACAAUGUUGAGAGACUCAGGAGGUGAAGCAUUUGCACCAAUUCCAUUUGGAGGCAUUUAUUUACCUCUGGAGGUAUCUCCUAGCAAAUGUCACUGCUCACCACUGGUAUUGGCUUACGAUCAGGCUCACUUCUCUGCUCUUGUAUCAAUGGAGCAAAAGGAUCAGCAGAGGGAACAAGCUGUAAUUCCACUGACUGAUUCUGAACAUAAGCUGCUGCCUUUGCACUUUGCGAUGGACCCAGGAAAGGACUGGAUAUGGGGAAAGGACGACCAUGACAACGCCAAGCUAGCUAACCUGGUGCUGUCUCUGGAGGCAAAACUCAACCUUCUCCACAUCUACAUGAAUGUAACCUGGAUCCGUAUACCAUCUGAAACAAGGGCUCCAUUGGCACAGCCUGAAUCGCCAACAGCUUCAGCAGGAGAAGACGUUCAGUCAUUGGCCGACUCCUUAGAUUCUGACAGAGACUCCGUAUGCAGUAACUCAAAUGUCAACAACUGUAAAAAUGGUAAGGAAAAGGAGAAGGAAAAGCAGAAGAAAGAAAAGGAGAAAAACCGAACUGACACUGUCGCAAACAAACUGGGGAGCCUCAGCAAAACCCUUGGAAUCAAACUGAAGAAAAACAUGGGUGGGCUUGGUGGCUUAGUGCAUGGGAAGAUGAACAGAACAAACUCUGGUAAUGGAAAGAAUGGGGAACCCACAGAGAAAGUAAAAAAGAAAGAGUCAAAGUCUCGCAAAGGGAGCAAAGAGGAGUCUGGGCAAUCUGCAAGCUCUUCACCAUCAGAAAAAGCAAUGAGUCCAUCCCCUACAGACAAAGCUGGAAUGUCCCCCACUGAGAAAUGCACUUCAAAAUCACCUUCUGACAAGCAGUCUGACCCUUGGAAAUACAGCACUGAUGUUAAACUUAGUCUCAAUAUCUUACGAGCUGCUAUGCAAGGAGAACGCAAGUUUAUCUUUGCUGGCCUUCUCCUGACGAGCCAUAGGCACCAGUUUCAUGAGGAAAUGAUCAGUUACUAUUUGACAAAUGCCCAGGAACGCUUUAAUGCAGAACAAGAACAGAAAAGAAAGGAGGCUGAAAAGAAAGCCAUCAGCAGUUCAGCUAACAAGAAGCUGGACCAAGAGCCAUAUCGAAAAGAAAACCAAGAACUUCCCUCUCAGGACAGGGCAUCACCACUCUUACCUCACAGCCAUACAAACCAGCUGGUUUUAAAAUUACAGGAACACAACAGUCCUACCCUAGGAUUACAUUCUUCACCAAGUAAUGGUGCCAAAAAGUCUGGACCUAUUCCUGUAUCUGCACACUAUAGCCAUACACCACCAAUUCAAAGGCAGAGUGUCAUUCAUUUACGUGAUGUGAACACACAGUCAUCAAGCUUCCAGGACGAUACCUACAAACCUGUUGUUGGGACACUGAAAACAUGUGCUACAUAUCCACAACAAAACUGGUCUCUCUCUUCUCAGAAUUAUAGCCCUGCCCACAUAUCUGGAAUUCGCACAGUGAACACUGUAGAGUCACUGUCAUAUUCUGUGCCUGCAGACCACAAGUCUCACACAUACACCAAUGGGUUCAACACAAAUGAUAUUAGAGACUGCUUAGAAUUUGCUGAUGAGGACACACCACCACAGGUCUGGUUGAACAGUGAGAAAACAAGAGGCAGAAGCAAAGGGACUCCUAUGUAUUCUGCUCACCAUAAUCGGUGUAAAAAGGAGAACUGCUCCUUUUAUGGCCGCCCUGAAACAGAAAAUUUCUGUUCUUAUUGUUAUAAAGAAGACAUGAAGAGCAGAGAGAGAGAUGCAAAGGUUCAUAGGCACUGAAACAGAUCUCUCCAGCACUUUUAAAUUAGUCCUAUUCAUAAUUAAUGGAUGAAAAUAUUUACAUUUACUAGAUGUUUCUGAUUCCUUAGAAUGACCAGAAAUACAUAUCUUACUGCACUUCUGAACUGUCAUCGGAAUAAAAUAAUGCAUAACUUAUAUGAAUUUAUCUGUAUUUUAUUUUUUGUUUUUCGUAAUUAAUUCAGAUCUGUUCACAUGGUGAGCUGAAAAGUUACUUACAGUCUAAACUAGAGUAGCAAAAGGAGAUUCAAGUCGGAAGGGGAGGAAGUGGAGAAAUUUUAGAGGUGUUCACCUGCUUCCAGGAAUACCAUCACAUUUACUUUCAUGAAGUUAAACCAAAUUAGGUUGGUUUAACUUUUUUUUGUACAAGUAUUAAAUAUUUUAACGACAAAUUUGGGUAAUGGAAAAGACCUUACAGCACUGGUAGCUCUAAUGAGUUAGAAAUUAAAAAUGGCCAUCCAGAACCACACUCAGGAAUGAAAUGGCUGUCUAAAACAGAAUUAGAGGUGCUAUUUUGAGACUAGAUACUCCCACCUACUACUAUUAAAUAUCUGUAUACUGAAAUACUGAUUAAGUUAUCAUUUCUGAAGCACUGCCUUAGAAGUCAGUUGCAUUCUGACAGUUUGUCACCUUGUUAAAAUUAUUUUUACUUAAUAAAAGUAAUACCUGUAUAAAAGCCAGUAGCAUGAUAAAAACAUUUAUGUGAAUGCCUAAUUUCAUUUUUACAGAAAGUGGAUUAUUGCAUACAUGUAUUUUGGUGCCAGAGUAUUGUGGUUGCUGUGAUUAGCUUGCCUUAAAGUAAGCAAUAAUCUACUCAUAGGUGAAGUAUGACAAACGUUUUACACUCUUUCAGUCUAUUAUGAGUGCCUUAUGUUUGCCAGAUAUGAAAGACACACACACACACACACACACACACACACACACACACACACACACACACACACACACACACACUCAUACAUAAAGACUGUAGAAGCAUAUUACUUGUGAAAAAGCAGUGAUUAAAAUGGGAAGAUAAAGAAAACAGGGCUAUGAAAAAAAAAAUCCAGAAGUGCAGUCAAAUAAAAUUUCUUUCAAGCAUGUUUAUUUUAAAUGAUUGUAGGAGCUACAUCAGGGCAAAAAGUGUGCAGGUCUCAUUUUCAAAGGUCAGUAGCUGAACAAGUGUAGAGUUCCAAAGCAUUUGGUCUGUAAUAUAUUAAUAAAGGCCCAGUGUAUUAUAAAUGAAUAGGCACCACACCUCUCACAGGGUCAUUAUAGGAGUCAGAUGAGAUUGAACAGCAGUGAUUGCAUGGGUGAGUCUCCAGCUGUUUAUCUGAUUCCUGAUGACUACAAGAGGUGCUAAAGACAAAAGUUCAUUUGCAGGAACAGUUGAAAACUUACUGGAAUAAAGGAUGAUGUUGUACAUUCAGGAUUUAAAACAGAUGCAAAAUGCAUUUGAAAUAUAUACUCUAGUUGUCAAGUAAAAUAUCCAGUUAAGUCUCUACCACAGUUAGAAUCAGAAAACGACCUUAUUAAUAAAUUACUAGUGCUCUGUAUGAUUACAGGAAAAGGUUUACAUUAUGUGUAUUAUACAAUCAAUAUCUGAAAACGAUAUAUGACUUUAAUGAGAGGGUGACCUAAAUAUCAGCAGCCAAUAAGGACUAUCUGGCUUAGUAAGUUUACCCAAUUCUCCACACUGCAUAUUUUAGUUAGCCAGUGGCCCCUUUUUCCUGCCACUUAGUUAGACACUGGUCCCUUUUUUCCUGCCUCUUAGUUAGCCACUGGUUCCCUUUUUUCUGCCUAACUGCCCUAAGAAAGACUUUGUAAAUGUUCAAAACAGUGUAAGAAACUUCUCUGUGUGGAAGAUAUUCAGUCCAUAUAUUUCUAGUUAA